Messenger RNA from Ctenocephalides felis (cat flea), 1680 nucleotides. RefSeq lists its product as uncharacterized. Lineage: Eukaryota; Metazoa; Arthropoda; Insecta; Siphonaptera; Pulicidae. The transcript has 8 exons. Bases 210 to 1097 code for a protein of 295 amino acids. The record is from RefSeq and is a predicted model, not a curated record.
UUCGUGCGCGUGGGACGUCCUCUCGGCCUAUCAUUUAAUGAAGAUCAAAUUAACACGUGCUUUUCGAUAAAAUUACAAUUUCGGACAAAGUGCAAUAGAUAAAUAAUUUAUAUGAGCUUUUUAAGUAAUUGACAAAUUAGUGAAGUGUUAUUAGUGACUAAAAUUUAGUGAAGUUCCUAUAAAGUUUGAUUUAAAAUCCAGUGUUCACCAUGGCCUGGGAAAGGGGUUUGAUCUUCGUUUGGAUAACGGUGGCAGCUAGUUUAAUAGGAAUUUGCCAAGGAAAUAAAUUGGAAAUUAUAGCUCUACGAGUUCCUGGAGUCAUCCAAGAAGGAGAUAUGGAAAGUGUUGUUUUAGAUUGUGAUUAUACGUUAAAACACUCCGAAGGAUUAGUUCUAAAAUGGUAUUUUAUACCUGAAGGUAGCAAAGCUUCAGCAAAACUUAUAUACCAAUGGAUACCUGAGAAGGAUGGUCCCCAAGCUAUUGGAGCCUUUAGAAAUUCAAUAAAUUUAUCUUACAAGGCUUCAGAAAAUCCUCAUUAUCAAUACCGGGCAAUGAAUUUGUUGAAACCGAGCAGAAAUAUGUCAGGGACGUAUCAGUGCGUUGUUGACACGUUCACUGAGGGCCCUGCUAAGAGUUCUGCUAAAAUGAUUGUUUAUGUUCCUCCAAAGACUCUUCAAUUCAGCCAGGAGAAAAAUGAGGAUGGCUCCAUCGAAGUAUCUUGCACAGCGAAUGAUGUUUUUCCAACUCCUGUCAUGAACAUUCGCGUCGAAAACAAAAUAAUGCCCGAUAUUGAAAGCAAUGUGACCCAAGAACACGAUCUUCUCUACGACAUUCGCGUCGAAACAGAUUUAGACAUGGAUGAGCUCCCAGAGGACCCUACAAAAGUCUUUUGUGAAUUAUCACUCCCUGAUGCUAAUUACAAUAUUAAACAAGAAGGAAUUAUAUAUAAAGGCGGCAUGCCCACGAUGGUUCCCAAAUCGGCGGCCUCGGCGAAUUUGGCAGCAUCGGCAUCGAGAAAUAACGUGAACUCUGCAAAUAUGCUGAUGCCUUGCUUGCAGCUUUUGAUGGCUCUCUACUGUUCUUAUUUUGUACUAUAAUCUUCCUAAGUCCAAUAUAUCAUCAUAUUUUAUCCGAUCAAAAAGCUCGGAAUUGAAAAUCUCUGCACUGCCUCCAACUCAUGUUAACAAAUUUUUUAAACAAAGUUUAAUCAGAAAAGUUCUAUUAAUCCGGCUUCGAUGUGCUGUUUGUUCUACACGAAAUAUUUGUAAGAAAAGUGUAAAAUUUGACUAGUUAAGUAGCUUAAUUUAAAAUAUUCUCUGAGGACAGAGGAUGUUGACUUGAUCAUAUUGCAAUCUGCAGGAAAUUGUAAAUAUAUUUAUCAAAAAUUGUUAAUGAACCAAAGGCGUAGUUAUUAACUAUUUAAAUGUAUAACUUCAACGCUGAUAUUGGUUUUAAAAUAAAAUGGAAUUUAAUUAAAAAUGCUUCGAAUCAUGGGAAGACCACAUUGAACAUUUUUGAUACAUAGUUCUAUAGCAAAAAAAAAAUUAUAAAAUAAUUAUUUAUAAGUCUCAGCUUAUAAAUGACUCUAAACAAUCAUAAGGAUACAAUGGAACAUUUAAUUAAAAUUAGCAUUAUUUUAUAUCAACAUUUUUUAAAGUAAAAUAAAGUUCCACUGGAGUU